UUGGUCAGGUUGUACCUAUGAAGAUGUUAAGACCUACAAACAAGGAGACGACCAAAGUGUCCUUAUUAAUGUUGUACUCGAGGAUGAACAGAGGAACAUGAUUUUGGCAACCUUGUGGAGUGAACUUGUGGAUCAAAUUCACCAUCACUUGAAUGAAUCUACAGAAGAACCUUUGAUUGUUGUUUUCCAACAUAUGAAAGCUCAAAAAUUUCGAGUGCGUAGUUGUUGGUAUCAGACAAAGAUAUGGAUUAAUCCUACGCUGCCGCAAUCUACUGAGUUUAAAUCCAGAUUCCUGGCAGUACGUCAAUCAAACUUUGAGCGGAUCACCCAAACAAAUUCACAGCAAAGUUACUCUGUUAGAGAUGAGUUAGACAAAGGAAUUGUACUGUUUAAAACUAUUAGGGAUUUAGUUCAGUGUACGGAGGAAUGUAGCUAUUGGAUUGCGGCAAAAUUGGUGAAUUUGGAACUUAACCGGGGAUGGUCAUACUUGGCAUGCAACAAGUGUACUAGAAAGGUUGACAAAGUUGGUACUACAUACUUUUGUAAGAAAUGCAAUGAAGAAGCAUCUUCUAUUACUCACAGGUAUAGGCUUCAAGUUCGUGUUAUGGAUGGAACCGUUUUUAUCUUAUUAUUGCUUUGGAAUCGCGAUGCUAUGCAGCUUAUAAGGAA
This is a messenger RNA of Nicotiana attenuata, 669 nucleotides long. RefSeq names its product replication protein A 70 kDa DNA-binding subunit A-like. Lineage: Eukaryota; Viridiplantae; Streptophyta; Magnoliopsida; Solanales; Solanaceae. The record is from RefSeq and is a predicted model, not a curated record. The annotation marks the transcript as partial. The transcript is spliced from 6 exons.